AUGCGUAAACUCGAUAGGAAGAAGAACGUCGUUGUUCCAGCGGUUUUUAGCCCUGAAAGCAUGGAAGCAGCUCGACUCUAUUGGAUCAAGGCGACUCAAGCCUAUCAUCUCCAAGCCGAGUGUGACAUUAUCUCUCACGGAUUCCAGUUGAAGAAGUCUCAUCCGUUGACCAAACUCACUGCGUUCAUUGAUCAACAAGGAGUUCUCAGAGUGGGCGGACGUCUGAAGUUCUCAACUCUAGGAGCAGAGAGUAGACAUCAGGCGAUAAUCCCUCAAGGAUCAGUGCUCGCAGAGCUUCUCAUCAGGGACUCUCAUCAGCGUACGCUGCAUGGCGGAACUCAGCGCACGUUGACGCAUCUCAGGAGGUCUUACUGGAUUAUUGGAGGUCGUCUACCAGUAAGAUCCUUCAUCCUCAAGUGUGUUGAGUGUGCGCGUCAUCGUGGGAUCAGAGCGCAGCAGCUGAUGGAGCAGCUUCCAAUGGCACGUCUUGUAUCUGAUCGAGCCUUCUCUAACACUGGUGUGGAUUAUGCAGGACCAAUAUCUCUCAAGACGUGGAAAGGGCGUGGGCACAAGACUCAGAAAGGGUGGCUAGUGGUGUUUGUGUGCAUGGCCACGUCCGCUCUACAUCUGGAAGCUGUCACGGACUACUCUACUGACGGCUUUAUCGCGGCCGACAGGAGGUUCGUGAGUCGCCGAGGAUACUGCAGACAUCUCUACAGCGACUGUGGCACAAAUUUCAUCGGAGCUGACAAGGAAUUGAAGAAGUUGUUCUCUGCUGGUACCAAGGAAUUCCAGCAUCUCUCUGCAGUAUGUCUCAAGGAUGGAACGAGGUGGACGUUCAAUUCUCCCGGAGCCCCUCAUUUUGGAGGAAAAUGGGAAGCAGCGGUCAAGUCAGUGAAGUAUCAUCUCUCUCGAACGGUUCGGAAUACCACUUUCACGUUCGAGGAUCUCUCAACGCUGCUGACCCGGAUUGAAGCAGUUCUCAACUCCAGGCCUCUACAAGCGCUCUCGGAAGACCCUGAUGACGUGUCCUGUCUCACCCCAGGACAUUUUCUCAUUGGAGAAGCUCCAAUAGCUCUCCCGGAGCCUAACAUCGAACAUCUCAACGUUGGACGGCUUUCAAGAUGGCAACUGAUUCAACAGAGGCUGCAGUUCUUCUGGAAGCAGUGGUCUACAUGA
Molecule: messenger RNA, 1179 nt
Organism: Fopius arisanus
Lineage: Eukaryota; Metazoa; Arthropoda; Insecta; Hymenoptera; Braconidae
Exons: 1
Coding region: 1-1179 (392 amino acids)
Biological process (GO): DNA integration
Molecular function (GO): nucleic acid binding
Source: RefSeq, a predicted model, not a curated record